Molecule: messenger RNA, 1097 nt
Organism: Brassica rapa (field mustard)
Lineage: Eukaryota; Viridiplantae; Streptophyta; Magnoliopsida; Brassicales; Brassicaceae
Product: protein REVERSION-TO-ETHYLENE SENSITIVITY1
Biological process (GO): response to ethylene; regulation of ethylene-activated signaling pathway
Cellular component (GO): endoplasmic reticulum; Golgi apparatus
Source: RefSeq, a predicted model, not a curated record
UUUCCUUCCUUAAAUAUGGAUCACAGUUUUUAUUUAUUAAUAAAUUAAAGUAAUUGAGAAACCCCCCGAGUCCAGGAUUCAUUGCACCUUGCAGAGAAGUAGAAGAAACGUCUAAUUUACAAAAUCUCCUCUUUCACUACAAAUACCCAAACGCAUCUCUUUCCUCGAGCUGUCGGUGUUUUUUGUUUCUCUUCCCCGGAUCCAUUCGUCUUCUGCGUCUUCCACAGGAGGAGACUGCAAACAAAUCUGAAAUGUCCCGUGGAAGGGUUCCUUUCACGGAUCUGAAACGAGUAUACGAUGUUGAGCAAGCGUGCUCUAUGCCAAACACAUUCCAAGACGAUGAUGAUGAUGAUGAUGAUGAUCUAUGGCCGCUUGGUGAGAUUGAUCCCAAAAAGUUGAAAUUCCCUUGCUGUAUAGUCUGGACUCCUCUCCCCGUCGUCUCUUGGUUGGCUCCUUUCAUUGGCCACGUUGGUCUUUGCAGAGAAGAUGGAGUCAUCCUCGACUUUGCUGGCUCUAACUUCAUCAGCGUUGAUGAUUUCGCUUUUGGUCCUCCUGCUCGCUAUCUGCAACUCGAUAGAAAACAGUGUUGCAUGCCACCGAACUUGGGUGGGCACACUUGCAAGUACGGGUACAAACACACAGAGUUCGGAACGGCGGUUACAUGGGACGAUGCGCUGAGCGCGAGCGCGCGUAGCUGUGAGCAUAGGACUUACAACCUCUUCACAUGUAACUGCCAUUCGUUUGUUGCAAACUGUCUGAACCGCCUUUGCUAUGGCGGUUCGAUGGAGUGGAAAAUGGUGAAUAUUGCUGUUCUGAUUCUGAUGAAAGGGAAGUGGGUCAGCGCGUCGUCUGUAGUCCGGUCGUUUCUGCCGUGUGCUGUGGUUACGUGUCUUGGUGUAUUGCUUGUUGGGUGGCCCUUCUUGAUCGGCCUCUUCUCUUUCUCGCUAUUACUCGUCGCCUGGUUCAUAAUUGCUACUUACUGUUUUAAGAACAUAAUGUGUUGAAAACAAACUAUAUAUUAUACUAUCUUGGAGUUGUUCUCUUUUUCUUUUGACAUUUUCUAGCUUUCAACUCCAUUAAAUAUUUUACUUCUCUCA